AUGGUGAAACAAAUGCAUCAAAAAGCAAAGCAACAAAUGGAGAAAGUGAAUGAGAGGAGGGCAGCCCAAGCUAACAAGGGAAGAAAGAAGAUGGUGUUCCAACCUGGUGAUCUUGUAUGGGUUCAUUUGAGAAAGGAGAGGUUUCCUACACAAAGGAAAUCAAAACUUCAGCCUAGGAAUGAUGGACCUUUUGAAGUGCUAGAGAGAAUUAAUGACAAUGCAUACAAGAUAAACCUUCCAGGUGAGUAUGGUGUAAGUGCUACAUUUAAUGUGACUGAUCUUGCUCCUUUCUAUGCAGAUGAUGACAAUUCGAGGACGAAUUCUUUCGAAGAGGGAGAGGAUGAUGAGGAACCGGUUGCACCAAUUGCACAUCAAGGGCCAAUAACUAGAGCAAUGGCUAAGAAGCUUCAAGGCUUGGUGCAUAAGCACAUCACCAAGUCCAACCUCUUGCAAGUAUUCGGUUGGGACAUGGAAGAGAGAAGCCAACCUUGCUAUACAUUUCUUUGCAUAUUUGAGGAGCUAAGAGACCAAGUGGCAUCCGUCCAAGUUGGCAUACAUGUGGCAGCCACGUCAGCAAGUCCAUCCUAG
Molecule: messenger RNA, 588 nt
Organism: Hevea brasiliensis (rubber tree)
Lineage: Eukaryota; Viridiplantae; Streptophyta; Magnoliopsida; Malpighiales; Euphorbiaceae
Exons: 1
Coding region: 1-588 (195 amino acids)
Source: RefSeq, a predicted model, not a curated record